UCAUGAUCAAACACACACACACACACACACACACACACUGAAUGAGAGAGCAAGGCAGCUAGUUUCAGGUACAAUGUGUUGCGUCUCCAACACAUGAACGCGUCGCCUAACGAGUGCUCAGCGGAGAAUCUACCUUUCUUUCUUUUCCUGUCUGACGUUUUGGACUGUUUGGAGUGUACGGUUUGAUGAUUUAGCACUGAAGAGAUUCGCCACUUUUUAGAGGGGAAUACAUUCGACAAAACGCUGCGCUCGUCAUAAUCAACGUGAUAAAAAGGGAAUUUUUAAGCACGGACAUGAAGACUAAAAGAGGUAUGCUGGCUGUGUCUGGCAGUGAAACAGAAGAUGAAGACAGCAUGGACGUACCCCUGGACCUGUCGUCCAGCCGUGGAACUGCAGCCAAGAGGAAGAGAAGAGGCAACCUGCCGAAAGAAUCUGUACAGAUUCUCAGAGACUGGCUUUAUGAACACCGCUACAACGCCUACCCUUCAGAACAGGAGAAAGCCCUACUGUCCAAACAGACUCACCUCUCCACACUACAGGUGUGCAACUGGUUCAUAAAUGCUCGGCGGCGGCUCCUUCCAGAGAUGCUCCGGAAAGAUGGCAAGGACCCCAAUCAGUUCACCAUCUCUCGACGGGGCAGCAAGGGGGCAGAGGGUCUUAGCGAUGGCUCACAGUCACCCAAGCAUGGCCUGCUGCAUCAUGGAGACGGCUAUGAAGCCGACUCCCCGCAUGGUCCCGCUUCCAUCCCCGUCUCUAGCGGUUACCCCAAAAAGGCCCUGUCCCCUAAAACGUCCACCUCCCCUGCCUUACCCCGCCCCUCCGUCAUCUGCCACACCACAGUUACCACAGUCACCACAGCCACGCAGGGCAACCAAAAAGUGGAAGGGGUAACAGAGCUGGUGGCAGGUGACCUUUUUGGGUGCAGGGGGGGUAAUGUUAGCCCCCAGAGUGGCCUCUUUAACACCCCACCUCCUACCCCGCCUGACCUCACCCAAGACUUCAGCGGAUUUCAACUGCUUGUGGAUGUGGCCUUGAAAAGGGCUGCUGAAAUGGAGCUGCAGGCCAAGCAAGUUCUAGCCUGAAGACUUGGACAGACCUACAGAGGGGAUAAGGCACAAAGGAUGGAUGGACAAGUUUCAGACAGUUUUGUUCUUUGGCCCCCUGCCCCUCUGUGCAAAACUCUGUGGGGAAGUUCAGACAAAUGACUGAGCAACAGAAAGCAAGCAGCGAAACUUGGAGAAAAACAAAACAAAUAAUUGUCGUAAAGGCCUGAUCAUUUCUAUUUUUGGUAAAAAUGUAAAUCACACCAAUGUGGAUUUGUUGUGUAAAACCAUUUCAAGGUGCCUUGGCAUUCACUUAAUUUUUUUGUACUUCAUUUAUGUGUAUAAAAAUGUCUGUCUUCUUUUUUGCACACAGGGGACCAAAAAUGUAUAGACAAAAGAUGUCUUAAGUCUUUCCUAUUUUUGAAAGGAGAGGAUGAUGUCUUCUCUUCAGUUCCAGUUUUUCUUUCUAGUUGCACAGAGGUUUAGCUCUGCGAUCAUUUGGUUCUGCCUCGUUUUUAGAGAACGGCUCUGCAGUUGUUAAUUCUGCCUCAUUCUUUUUGCACAAUAUGGCAGGUCAUCUCAAGUAUCUUAUUCUCUCUUCUGUCUCUCUCUGUUUCUUCCACUCUUUUUCCUCAGAUGAACUUUAAUCACUACUGUUCCAGGUCAUACUGUGUUUCGUAGUAGUUAUGUUUUUUGUAUUGUUUGAUAAUGUAAAGGAAACUUAUUUUUGGAUGCUAUAUGUUUAGUAUGUUGUUGCUUUUUUCCAUUUGUCUUGAGGGAUAUUCAGAUGUAGCAAAUUUAACUAUAGUCUGAGAUUUCCUCAGAAACACUCAGUUUAGAAAUGGCCAGUGAAUGUGCCCCCCACCUCACGCACACAUACAUACCCAUACAAAUACCAACCGUCCCUUAAAGAAAUCUUAUUUCACAAAAGCUUCCCACCCUCCACAUACAUACACAACUCAGAUACUUAUGUUUGAGGAAUGAACACUACAAAGGUAAUAUGUAUGGAGUGUGCCAUGUUUUGUUGUUUUUAUCAUGUUAAAGAGACCACUUCCCAUGGAUGAAAAAAACGGUUUUACGUCACCGAAGAACAGAGGAAGACAGAGUUCCAAAAGGUUUGGGACCUUAGAUGCAUGCUUCUUAGUCAAUGUGACGUGAUGCCCAAUGAUGUGAGUCCUCUUUCAUACUGUGCAAUGUUUGUGGCAAAAUAGGGGUCACAUAGUCUUGAAAUAAAGUUUUGUUUUCUAAAACA
Messenger RNA from Pygocentrus nattereri (red-bellied piranha), 2295 nucleotides. RefSeq names its product TGFB-induced factor homeobox 1 (gene tgif1). Gene Ontology annotation, biological process: regulation of transcription by RNA polymerase II. The transcript has 3 exons. NCBI's taxonomy places the organism in Eukaryota, Metazoa, Chordata, Actinopteri, Characiformes, Serrasalmidae. Bases 294 to 1082 code for a protein of 262 amino acids. The record is from RefSeq and is a predicted model, not a curated record. Gene Ontology annotation, molecular function: RNA polymerase II cis-regulatory region sequence-specific DNA binding; DNA-binding transcription factor activity, RNA polymerase II-specific.